AUGGUACGCGUCAAGUAUCGCUAUCUGGUGGUAAACUUCCUCUAUCCAGAGCCCGUUGCGAAGAGCAAGACGCCGCUUCCCGAUCUCGUACAGAUUCACGCGCCCACGCCUGAUGCUUUCCAUGCCGGCACGCUCAUGCGCUUGAUACGCGAAGGCGUCGAAGAUCUAUACGGCGACUAUGGUGCGGGCAUGGUCUCUACCGGACUCAAAGUUAACUACUGGUCUCCCUCUACGUCCACCGCGAUCAUCCGCUGUCCCCGCGACCACUACGAGAUGGUCUGGGCCGCACUCACAUACACCACGCGUCUACCCAAGCCCGCAGAUCUACCAGUCGUCAUGAGGGUCGUACGUGUGAGCGGGACCAUCAAGAAGGCGGAAGAGGAGGUAAUUCGGCGGUCGCAGCUCAUCAUCAAGAGGGCAAGGGCUGCAGAGACGAAGACUCCCAUGCUAGAGAGUGUGGAGAAGGUUGCAGACGAAGCGAGGAAGAGCGAGAACAACAUCUUGGCGCAGGUCGAUGCGGGCAGCGAGGAUGACGAUGAGGACAUGAGUGAAUGA
This is a messenger RNA of Parastagonospora nodorum SN15, 555 nucleotides long. RefSeq lists its product as hypothetical. Gene Ontology annotation, molecular function: ribonuclease P RNA binding. The coding region runs from base 1 to 555 and encodes 184 amino acids. The transcript has 2 exons. Gene Ontology annotation, cellular component: ribonuclease P complex. NCBI's taxonomy places the organism in Eukaryota, Fungi, Ascomycota, Dothideomycetes, Pleosporales, Phaeosphaeriaceae. The record is from RefSeq and is a predicted model, not a curated record. Gene Ontology annotation, biological process: tRNA 5'-leader removal.